ACUUUCCGUUGACGGAUUUAAAUUAGAGGCACACACCUCCUCGAAAGGGACGCCGAGACGCUUUCUGGUUGUCAGGCUGGUAACUAGAGACAUUAUUCCCUUUUUGAGAUGCUUAUUGUAUUGGGUGUUUAGAGGAAAGAGUGACAACAGUCCAACAUCAAGACCUACACAACAACAACGAGAGUUAAGUUAUGUCUAAGGAAGACACGUUAUCCCCAGAUGAGCUGAGGAAAAGACUCUAUCAAACGUUUAAAAAUAAAGGAGUUCUCGAUACACUCAAAACGCAGCUGCGGAAUCAGCUCAUCCAGGAGUUAAAACACCCACCUUUGACUGGAGGAGAACCAGUUCCCAGACCAGUACCUGGGAAAUCUGAACCCCUUUUGGUGUCAGCCUGUAACAGCAUAGUGUCUGAUCAUCUCCGCACCUCAGGAUAUGAGUACACCCUUUCUGUUUUCUGCCCUGAAAGUGGCUUACGCAAAGACAAGGUUUUGACGACAGGAGACCUUCUUCAGCUUCUCAAAAUUAGUCCGGAAUCAGCACUUUACAGAUCCCUGUCUUCAAACAAAGAUAACAAUGAUAAAGGGUUCCUGAUCAGCCUUCUAACACAGCUAACACACCAUUAUACUCACAGCCGGUGCCAUGAUGCUGACACUCAGACAACCAGCAUAGCAAGUUAUGGAGAGUCUCUUGUUGAGAAGAUGAAAAUGAUUGAUAAGGAGUAUGAGAGCUUCAAUUACAGUGGAGAUAAAUGGUUUUCACUCGAAUCAAAACUGGCUGCCUAUAGAAAAGAAAUUGAAGCACAGAUGCAAGCAGAAAUGAACACAAAGAUGCAACAUUUUAAAGAAGUUGAAAUCGCCACAGUGAAGAUGGAAGAAAAAGCUCAAUUUCAUAAAGAAUUUGAUAAACUGAAGCAAAAUCUGGAGAGGACUUACGAGAUGAAGGCAAAGGCGUUGCUGGAGCGGGAGAAGAAUGCCAUUGAUCGAUUACAAAAACAACAAGAGAUUGAAGAAAAAAAUGUGUACAUGCAGAGACAAUCAGUCCUGAAAGAAAUCGAAACGGUGCGGAACAGAGAGAAUGAGCUGAGGAUGAGAAUGGAGGCUUUUGAAAGGACUUGUCAAAUGCACGAGGAGAAGAUCAAGACCACGGAAGAGCUGCUGAGGAGAAGAGAACUGGCUGUGAAGACUAUGGAGGACACGUACGACCAAAGGCUAAAGAAUGAACUUUCCAGUUACCAGAUUGAGUUGAAGGAUGAAUUUAUCAAGAGAACAGAAACACUAACUGAGAGUGAGAACAGAAACAAAGUGGAAACUGUUCGUAUCCAAAAGGAGUCUGUUGUAAUUAAUGGAAAAUCAGAGGAGCACAGCAGAGCAUGUUCAGAGCUGAGACGGCUGCAGCCUGAGCUAGACACAGCACAGCAGCAGAUAUCUCUGCUGACUCAACAGAAGGAGCUUUUCAGGGAAAGACUGGAGACCAUGAGUGACUACCCCAGCAUGAACCGAGAGAAAGCAGAGCUGCAGGGGCAGCUGAGGCUGCUGAAGACACAGCUGGAGGAGGCCCAAGAGGAGAACCGGCUUCUCCAUGCAGAUUUGGGCAAGCCGUCCAAGGAGCAGCUGGGCUUGCAGAUGGAUUUACGGAGGCUGCAGAGCGCUCGCAGACUGGAUGAGGAAGAGUUUGUCAACCAGAAACAGGUGCUGCAGUCACAGCUCCAGAGUGAGGUGGAGCGGUGCGCUCAGCUCACGGCACAGUUGAUCGAGUGUGACGAGAGGUCACAGUGGAUGACUAACCACAUUGAGGAAAUGAAGAUCCAGCUUCGCCAAACUCAACAAGCUCUUGAAAAUGAAGUGCUGCGUAACCCCAAGCCCUCUCUUGUUGAUCGCUCAGUUCUGGAGCUCAGCACUGACAAGCUGGUUCCCCCUGACAUCUAUGUGGACCGAGCUCUGCUGAGGGCCAGGGUGGGUUAUGAUGACGUUUGUGAAGCAGGUUGGCCAACGCGAGGACACAAGUCCCCUUGGAGUGACGCUCCAGACUCCGACAUGGAGCUGGUGGCCGAGGCCAAGGCUCGGAUCCAGGAGCUGCAGAAGGAGGCUGAGACCUUGGAGGAAGCCUACAGGAACUACCAGCAGAGGGCAGUGCGCUCCACCAUCUCACACAUGCUUCCCCCAAGACCCCUUUCCCCACAACGAGCACAUCCUUCACAACAUCCAGACUCUCCUCUAAGAAAACAAGCUUCUCACCAUUCACACACCCACUCAUCCCACAAAUCAAAGGUCUCGCACAGACCACUGUCUCCACAAGCUACCAGAACCUUCUCCUCUGCGCCCUAUGACACCAGAAACAUCGUGCCACCUGCACAACUAAGAGUGACCUUCUCAGAAGACCAUAACCUGCCCCAGUCCACAGUUUUCCCUGACCACAGUCUCCAUUCAUUGACUGAAUCUCUGUUUCUAAGAGAUGAACACCCACAGGACGCAAGCAGCUCUCCAUCCAGGCGUCUGUCCUCCACACUGCAGUCUCCCUCCAGGAAGAAGCUUGAAAGAGAGAUUGCAGAAGAAGCAGUUGUGUCUCCAAUAGCGUUCCCGGACUUGUCGUUUGACAGACAGCUCCCUCGUGACCCCCACGACGAGGUGGCGUCUUCAGGUGACUUCUCCUCUGAGCUCAGUCCACCUCGCAGCCCACAGCUCAAGAGCACAGCACGAGACCAUUACAGUCCACCAAAGCUGCAACCUGUGCUCUCCAGCUCGGAUUCUUCCCCACAGCCUGACAAAAUAUGCCUCGAAGAUCUAACAGGGAUCUUGUCAGAGCCCGGCCACAUUCCAGAGCUUCUCCUGGACACUGCCGUCCCUCUCUCUGAGGAGGCCCCUGACGGCCCCGCUGUCCCCCGCCCACAGGACCUCCCAGAAGACCCGAUAGACUUGAAGGGCCAAGCGGAAGUCCCACAGGCCUCAGGUGAAUCUGCUAGGGAAGAAGAUGAAGAGGAUGAGGAGCAGAGGUGGGAAAGGGAGCGAAAGGAAAGACUAGAACAAAGACAAUGGGAGCAAGAGGAAGCCAGAGAGAGGGAGCUACAGGAACUUGAAAGACUGGAUAAAGAGAUGCUUUUGCGAGAGAUGGAGCAACCAAGACAAGAAGAAGAAGAAGAAGAAGAAGAAACUGGGAUGAAGAAAGAAGUUGAUGAAGAGCAGAAGCUAGAGGCAGAUCAUGACGGUGAGGAGUCUGAAGGUGAAAAUCCACUGGAGAAAUACAUGAAGAUGGUCCUGGAAGCGAGAGAGAAGCAGCACGCAGAGAUCCCUGGAAGAGAAGAAGCAGGACGUACGAGCCCAGAAGCCAAGAGUUUGUCUGAGGAGAAAGAUAACAGCGUUGCAGCAUAUUCACACAAGGAUGAAGAUGAGGAUUUCUGGUGAGCUGGUUGUUCGGGAGUGCUAUCCUAAACCGAUGAAUUACACGACCCUCUGUAGUCUUGUACUGUUUUUAAGUGUGAAGCAUUCAUUGUUUUAUAUUUUCUGUUUUAUGUAUAUUAAUGUGUUUUUGUGUGUGUGUGUGUGUGUGUGUGUACACAUGACACUCUUUUACAUCAACUGCAUAGGAUUGAAUAAAUCAUAUUUCAUCAUA
Cottoperca gobio is the source of this 3606-nucleotide messenger RNA. It is a transcript of the gene ofd1, whose product is annotated as OFD1 centriole and centriolar satellite protein. Gene Ontology annotation, biological process: epithelial cilium movement involved in determination of left/right asymmetry. Gene Ontology annotation, cellular component: centrosome; ciliary basal body. Gene Ontology annotation, molecular function: protein binding. NCBI's taxonomy places the organism in Eukaryota, Metazoa, Chordata, Actinopteri, Perciformes, Bovichtidae. The coding region runs from base 192 to 3398 and encodes 1068 amino acids. The transcript has 23 exons. The record is from RefSeq and is a predicted model, not a curated record.